AUGCCACAAGAAGUCGGGGAAGAUAUCCAGGAGCAGAUCCAGGAAAUAGCCAAUAGGAUUCUAAAGAGUGUUAAGGACCUAGAGACACUAGAAAUAUAUGCAGAGCAGCCAAGCAAAGUACACCUGGCCUUCAAAACAGACAAAUCGGAUAACAUUCCCUCAUUGGUGGGUUUUUUAGAUGACAUUGAUCAAGAGAUGGAUCCAGAAGAAGGACUGAAAAGAAGCUUGUGCGAAUCUGAGUUUAUUUACAAGAAUGAGAAGUACACCUUUAAUAGGAUAACAUCCAUAACUGAAGACUUCAUUUCGGUUAUUCUAAUAUCCCGGGACCCAAUCAAUGGCUACAAGAGAGGUCUAAUAUUGUUUGUGGAUGCAUCGGGAGUGGUAGUUAUUGCGACAUGCAAAUCCGAUGUUCUUAGGCAGUUCAAUUUGGAUUUAACAUCGAUUUUAGACCCAAGCUAG
Molecule: messenger RNA, 459 nt
Organism: Vittaforma corneae ATCC 50505
Lineage: Eukaryota; Fungi; Microsporidia; Nosematidae
Exons: 1
Coding region: 1-459 (152 amino acids)
Source: RefSeq, a predicted model, not a curated record